GAGGACUGCUAAGGAAGGCCCAAUGAGGGACAGCCAGCUGCUGCUCCAGAGCCAGAUUGUAGUGUCCCUUCACCACCACCACCACCCCCUCCAACGACAGAGACAAAAGGCCUGAUUCGCCUGCUGAACGCCCCCGUCCCCCCUUCUAUCCUUCCACUCAUGAAUGUCCGUGAAGGUGGCGGCAGCGGCCAAAGGCGGAAAGGAGGCCCGGACUGGGAGUGAAUCAGUGAAGCGGAGUGGGAAGAGGGGGAGGGGCAGGAGGAAGAAGAUGGAGGCUGGAAUGGCUGGGGUAAGACUGUAAGGCAGGUGCUGAGGCCUCGACAGGAAGACAUCAUCUGUCAAGUUUGGGGGGAAGAGCUGACUGGGUGAGAUCCUAAUUAGAGUAGGGAAAGGAACAUGGGAGAUAUGAAGACACCAGACUUUGACGACCUCCUUGCGGCCUUUGACAUCCCCGACAUGGUGGAUCCUAAAGCUGCAAUUGAAUCUGGCCAGCAAGAUGACCAUGAAGACAAAGUCAAGCAAGCAAAGUGUGGGUCAACAAUCACUGAAGAUGUUGGUGUAAGUGUCAUCGUCAAGAAUAUUAGAAAUGUGGAUACAAGUCCACAUGUUGGAACCCUGCUAGAAAAGGAUUUGCAGUUCCACUCCCAACCUAAUUCUAUAAGAAUAGGCAAUAAACUUCAAAAUGGCCUCUUGACUUCCAUGCCAACGGGGGUUCAUUACACCAAAAAUGAAUGGAAUCCGUCCAAGGCGGAUGGCGAAGCAGUAUGUAAGCAGUCGUCAACCUGCCAUCAGUUCAGUCCCAUCUCCAGCGCGGAGGAGUUUGAGGAGGACAAGACUGAAGUAGGUAAUCCAACUAGGAAAAGGAUUGGACAUUCACUUCUCAAGUCCACCACCAAGAAAGGGAAAGAGCCUUCUCAAUAUCCUGCAUCCAAAGCAAAGGACUUCAAAUCAGAUCAGAAUAACAAUCAAAAUAUCACUCUGGAAGUUUCCAUGUUCAAUAACACCCCUCAAACCAGUUUGUUUCAAGAGGAACCCAAGGAAACUUUUCCCUUUACACAUAGCGAGGAGAAUAAUGAGCAAACAUCCCAAGUCCAGUCAAAGACCUGUGCAAAACUUUCUUCUUGUAUAGCAGCCAUUGCCGCUCUUAGCGCUAAAAAAGAAAGCCCUAAAGGCUAUAUUUUAGAUUCUCCUACUACACAGAUGGACUCAAACCAAGACAAUAAAAAUUCCAGAGAUCCGGGGAAGAAACGUGAGCAGGAAUCGGCAUUGGAGUUGGCAAAGCGCCUGCUAUCAGGGCCACCGGAUAGUCCCUCUAGUGUCAAUAGUGAGAGUAGCAGCACGGACACCCCACCGGUCAUUCCAAAAGUCAGGAUAAAAACAAUCAAGACGUCUUCUGGACAGGUCAAGCGUACAGUCACUCGAGUCGUCCCAGAAUUGGAUCUUGACAGAGUGAAUAAAGAAGACCAUUUUGGUAAUGGCCUAACAGUCAAGGCCACCAGCGGUGCAUUUUUUUCAUCUCCCACAAUGUCCUCUUUGCCAACAACGGUUGUUGCAACCCGCGGAGGACCAUCAAUUGAAAUAACUAAGCAGAUGAGAAUUAAACCGGUAGCAACAGCUUUCCUGCCAGUCUCCGCUGUCAAGACAGCCGGUUCCCAAGUCAUUAACCUGAAGCUGUCUAACAACACCACAGUCAAAGCAACUGUCAUUCCAGCUGCCUCGGUACAAAGUGCCAGCAGUGCCAUCCUUAAAGCGGCAAACGCCAUGCAACGGCAGACUGUCAUGGUCCCUGCUUCCAGUCUGGCUAAUGCCAAACUUGUACCAAAGGCAGUCCAUUUUAGUAAUCUUAAUCUUCUCUCUAAAAAUGCGUCCUCUACUGUCAGCGAUUUCCAAAAAGCAAUGUCGUCCUCCAAGCAAUCCCAGCAACAGGAAUCACAACGACUUAAACAACAAGCACUUCUCAAAGGCCAGUCUUCGAAGAAACUCUCCAGGGUUCAAGUCUUCAGCAGCUCUCAAAGCUCUGUAGUUGAUGCUUUUAAUAAAGUCUUGAGUAGCAUGAAUCCCAUUCCUGUAUAUGUCCCAAACCUCACUCCACCAAGCUCAGCCUGUAUUUCUCUUCCCUCUCGUGGCUACAAGUGCCUGGAGUGCGGAGAUUCCUUUGCUCUCGAAAAGAGCCUGACCCAACACUAUGAACGCCGCAGUGUGCGGAUUGAGGUUACCUGCAACCACUGUUCAAAAAGUCUCAUCUUUUACAACAAAUGCAGUCUGCUGUCUCAUGCUAGGGGCCACAAGGACAAAGGCAUUGUCAUGCAGUGCUCACACCUAAUCUUAAAACCCAUCCCUGCAGACCAGAUGAUAAUGACAUCGCCCACAGACAGCAUCUCCUCCACCUCUGAUGCACAGGCUUUACCCGUUCAAACCACAGGAAAAGUUUCAAGUCGUGGGUCACAAAGUGGAAUGAUUUCAGACCCAACCAGUGCUGCUCCUGAGGCAGCCAUGCCCUUCGAGGAUGAUGCAUCAAAGCUCUGCAGGCACAGUCUGAAGUGUUGGGAAUGUCAUGAAACAUUCCAUGACGACAGCUCGCUAGCAACACAUUAUCAACAGGUCCUGGAGACCAGUGGGCAGAAAACUUGCACCGUGUGCCAAAUGCUCCUCCCAAACCACUGCAGUUUUCUAUCCCAUCAACGAAUCCACCAGCACAAGUCGCCAUACGUUUGCCCUGAAUGUGGCGCGAGCUGUCGUUCUGUCCAAUUCCAGUCCCACGUCACCAAGAACUGCUUGCACUACACCCGCAGAGUCGGCUACCGCUGUAUCCACUGUAGUGUGAUCUUCGCUGAUGUCGCAACUCUGAAGUCGCACAUCCAGACUACACACUGUGAGAUCUUCUAUAAAUGUCCGCUUUGUCCCAUGGCCUUCAAGUCUGCGCCCGCAACACACUCGCAUGCGUACACACAACAUCCUGGACUGAAAGCAGGCGAGCCCAAGCUUAUAUACAAGUGUUCCAUGUGUGAUACUGUAUUCACCCUGCAGUCUCUGCUCUACUCACACUUUGACCAGCAUGUUGUCAGUCACAAAGUUCCUGUCUUCAAAUGCCCUGACUGCUCCAUGCACUAUGCACAGAAACAGCUCAUGCUGGACCAUACAAAGGCCAUGCAUGGAACUUUGAAGACCAUUGAUGGUCCACCAAACUUGGGGCUCAACCUCCCUCUCAGCACCAAGCCUACAAAUUCAAACAGCACCAACAAUGGCCCCAGUAACAACAACAAAGAUGGAGUAAUCGCCAAUGGACAGAACAAGGGCGGAAAUAAGGGUGCACCUUCAUCACCCAAAAACCUCAGCAAAAGCAGUUCAGAGGAGCUUAAGGAUCCCAAUGGUUCAGGGUAUACUUGUGGAGAAUGCAACACCGUCAUCACUUCAAGGGAGGUGUUUGUGGCACACGUGAAACGGGAACAUGGCAAGAUACUGAAGAAGCACCCAUGCCGACAGUGCGACAAGUCCUUCAGUUCUACCCACAGUCUUUGUCGACACAAUCGCCUCAAACAUAAGGGGGUGCGCAAAGUCCACACCUGCCCGCACUGCCCGGCUCUCAGUCAGCCGUUCACAAAGAGAGUGCUGCUGGAUCAGCACAUUCAGUUGAUGCAUGGCGGCUCGGAGGAGAAGACUGCAACCUCUGAUACCAGGGAUGAUUUGUCAGAUAAGAAAUUGACUGUCAGUCCCAAGAGGAAGAACAAAGAAGAUGAGGGGUCUCUAGGGUUAAACCCCAGGAAUUUGGACUUGCAGCCCUUGAAGAGGCUCAAGGUGAACAUUCCCAAAGUUCACCGGUGCGCCGUCUGCGGCUUCACCACCGAGGACGUCGCCGCCUUCCACAAGCACAUCCCCCAGCACAAGUCGGACGGCUCGUCCUACCAGUGCCAGGAGUGCGGCCUGUGCUACACUUCGCCCCGCUCCAAGGCCCGACACCUCUUCAUCGUACAUCGGCUGAAGGUGCAAGGUCUCAACCGAUUCCGGGGUAAGGAUGACGACGAGAGCCAACGGGAGAACCAAGCGGACGUUAUGGCGGACAAUGAUGACGGGACGCCAAACACCAAAUGCAAAGUGUGUGGGAAGCUGUUUGAGACGGAGGGGAACCUGAACGCUCACAUGAGGACGCACGGCAUGGCGUUCAUCAAGGCCAAAAGACUCAGUUCGGCAGAGAAAUAAAACGAUUCCACUGUAGUAAAAACGUUUCGUCUUAUGUACUGUAGUUGUCACAAUCAACUUACAUGGUCCUACAAAAUACUGCAAUAUACAUAUAUUCUAUGUACUGUUCACACAGCACAUGUAAAAUACAGUAUAUGAGUCACUUUGUUUUUAAUUGAACAAAAGUAGUUUUUGUACCACAUGUUUCUAAAGAUUUUUUUUAUAGAAGAGCAUUUUAUUUUAAAUGGUUUCCACUGUUGUGUAGAGCUACAUAAUUUAUGGCUGUAGUGUUCUGUCAUUGUGAGAUUCUCCACGUGAACACAGGUAUUUUUAAAAUCUGACAUUUUCUACACUUUUUGGUCUUUCAUCCACUGACGUGUUUCUUCUCCUCUUCCGUUCUUCACUUUUUUUCGGCUGGUCCCCAUUAAACAAUGCCACAAUUUUGCACAACCGUCUUACUUUUACUAAUAUUCAUUUGAUACGAGAACACAUCCUGUGACGACAGCAAAUGCCUUUGUGUGGAAAAUCUAACUUUUUUUUUUUUUUUUAAAUACCUGCGUAUGAGAGGACUUAGCUUUUCAGUCAGUUAUUCUUGUUCAUUGGUACUGUGAAGAAUGUAAAUGUGGCUGUUACAUUGAAAAACAAAGCUAAACAUAAACUUUCCAGGAUGCUUUGAAUUGCCGACUUUGCAAUGGGCACACAUAUCGAUAAGCUGUAGGGCAGAAGGGAAGCAACUUUUUGACCAUAAGACAUUCGUCUCGCUGUAAAACUGCAUGUGAGAAGCAGUCUGUGAAUUGUUUAUUAGAAUGUUGUCUGUUGCUGCCACUGUUGCUGCUGAUUUUUAUUUUAUUAGAAAUGUGGAUCCUUGCGUAUA
Molecule: messenger RNA, 5050 nt
Organism: Phycodurus eques (leafy seadragon)
Lineage: Eukaryota; Metazoa; Chordata; Actinopteri; Syngnathiformes; Syngnathidae
Gene: znf532
Product: zinc finger protein 532
Exons: 10
Coding region: 397-4197 (1266 amino acids)
Source: RefSeq, a predicted model, not a curated record